AUGGCCGCGUUUACUCUCCGACUUCCCUCGGGCAGAAAUGCGGGCUGGUUGUCUUUGUUCAGCUUCACAACUGGGAAGCAUGCGCCGACUCUGAUCGGAGGAGUCGUGCUCGCUCUCGUCGCCAGUCUGCCCACACCGGCUUUCUCUAUAUUGCUGGGCCAGAUCUUCAACGAAUUCACCCUGUUCGGAGGCCAGGAGAUCACUAAUCACGACCUCAUUCGGACGACGACGAAGUAUUGCGUCCGACUGGCGGUCUUGGGAGCAAUCAGUUGGAUCUGUAACGGAUGCUACUAUGUCCUGUUUGUUAUCUUCGGAGAGCUGCAAGUGGCGAACGCUCGCACCGAGCUUUUCGACGGCCUCUUGAAGAGGGAUCAAGAAUGGUUUGAGACACAGCAGGAUGGCACUCGGGUGUACCUGUCAAGCCUCCAGGGUCAUAUCGAUGACCUGCAAAAGGCGACGUCGCAGGCAUUCGGGCUUGCCGUACAAUACUUUUUUCGAGCGAUCGUCUCGCUGAUCCUAGCCUUCUAUACGUCCUGGAACCUGAGCUUGGUCACUCUGGCUGGGAUGCCGGUCCUGUCGGCCAUCAUCUCAUUCCUGUCCUCGAAAAUGAAUGCGAGCUUCGAAGCGCAGAAGGUUGAGCUUGCGAAGUCGUCGAAGAUUGUGGACAGCGCCACCACCUCGAUCGAUGCAGUCAAGUCCUUCAAUGGGCAACUCAUCGAGCACCGGAGUUUUGUGGCCAGCAUCGACAAAGCAGCAGUGUGCUAUUUGAGGCGAGCACGCUUCACCUCUCUGCAGAUCGCGUUCCUGCGUAUGAUGUCUUUCGGUAUGUUUAUUCAAGGUUUCUGGUAUGGCAGCUCUCUGGCGACGUCCGGCCAGCUCUCUGCAGGGGAAGUUUUAAGAACCUUCUGGGCCUGCUUGGCAGCAGCGCAGUCCUUCGAAUUCAUCAUGCCACAGGCAGCUGUAAUGAAAAAGGGCAAGAUCGCUUCCCUUGCCCUGCGAAACGCGUUGAGUGAUCGAGCGGACGGUAAAGCCCCGGGGCUGUUAGACGGUGCCAUAUGCCCGGAUGUCUGCCAUGGCGACAUCGAAGUGAAAAACCUUUCUUUCUCAUACUCGUCUCAACCAGACAGACUCAGUCUGAACUCGACGAGCUUCUUCUUUCCAGCUGGAGAGACCACGUUCGUCAUAGGAAAAAGCGGUUCCGGAAAAAGCACACUUGGGCAGCUACUUGCCCGCUUCUACAUGCCGACAUCGGGUGAGAUUCUUAUCGAUGGACAUCCCAUUCAGACGUUAAGUACGAACUGGAUUCGCAAAAACGUGACACUCAUCGAACAGCGGAGCGUGCUGUUCAACGAGUCUGUGUUCAUGAAUAUCGCAUUUGGAAGCCGAGAUCACAGUCGGCUCCGGAAACCUGACAUUCAAGGAUGCAUUGAUUUAGCCAGGUUAGAGGGAACUAUACAGGCUAUGCCCGAAGGCAUGGAAACAUGUGUUGGACCCGGAGGGAAUUUUUUGAGUGGGGGUCAAAGGCAGCGGGUUGCGAUCGCCAGAGCUCGACUCAGAGAUACUCCUAUAUUGAUCAUGGACGAACCGACAAGUGCUCUAGAUGGCACCAACCGCGUCGAAACUAUGAAAGCUAUUCGAGAAUGGCGACGGGGCAAGACGACGAUUAUCAUCACGCACGAAAUGUCCCAGAUCCUGGACCGCGACUUCGCAUAUAUUCUAGAGCAUGGCUCGGUAGUGCACGCCGGUUAUAGACAUGAGCUGGAGGAA
Messenger RNA from Aspergillus fijiensis CBS 313.89, 1767 nucleotides. RefSeq names its product ABC transporter ATP-binding protein. The transcript has 3 exons. Lineage: Eukaryota; Fungi; Ascomycota; Eurotiomycetes; Eurotiales; Aspergillaceae. Gene Ontology annotation, molecular function: ABC-type oligopeptide transporter activity; ATP binding; ATP hydrolysis activity. The annotation marks the transcript as partial. The record is from RefSeq and is a predicted model, not a curated record. Gene Ontology annotation, cellular component: membrane. Gene Ontology annotation, biological process: transmembrane transport.